GCUUUUUUUGGCAAAUAACAACUUUCACUAAAAAAGAACAUUACUUAUUGUCAUGCAUUAUUUGUUAUCAAGGUCAAUCAAGGGUGUUCAGAGAUUUACCCUGGAUAGUAUUCCAUACAGCCUUCGGCCCAUGGCCUCAGGGUGUAUGGAAUACAACCCAGAGUAAAUCCCCAUACAACCUUGUGGAAAUUGUGAAAACAAUGCACUGUUAUGCAGAAUAUCGAACCCGAACAUUAAAAAAUUUGAAUAUAAAAAAUUAAUUUUCUCGAAAAUAUGUCAACCAUACGCUACAAAAGUGUAAACUUGAUCUGUAAUUUGACAUUUUGAAGCUGUUCAGGAAAUUUCAUAUUAUUCCUCAAAUGCAUAAAGAAAAAAAGUGUGGAAAACUGAAGUUGGACAGACAGAUGGACAGACUGACGGAAGCAGAGGAAAGCUAUAGUCCCCUCCGGUGAAAACCAGUAGGGACUAAUAAGGAGACUGAGAUGAUGAGUGAGCUUGUGGAUUAAGUUUCAUGGCCAUGGGAUCUGGGGUUCUUUGUGCUACUGACUAACUUACUGCACCAAAAAACAGAGUAUACAGCUUCUCCAUAAGAAUGAACUCAUUACCAGUGUAUUUCAGAAUUUGGCUUUUGUGUUGUGUGACUGUGAUAAGCUUAAGUGCUGCUUCUUUGUAUAAGACCUUGACACUAAAACAAAAUUGCUUUUGAUUUUGAUUUAUGUACAGAGUAUGAGGAACAGACAAUAUCUUUAGGGAGACAACAAUGCCUUCAAAUUUAGUGGGUUGAAUGUCUGUGAUAUACCCCUUCCUCACCCUCCCAAAAUAUUAUGUGUAUCAUUUUUAUUUUACAGAUAGCUGGUGAUUGACCCAGGGGAACGGGAGACGAUGGAUUUCCAAUGACAAAAACAAAAGACAGUCUCGCAGCAAAUGGCAUAAGUAAUUUUACAGCUGUUAGAAUCACUUUGUUGGAAGGAGCUUCAAAUGGAUUUGGGAAUGAUGACAAAAAUCAGCCAUAAAAGCAGAGAACACCAUAGAAAUGUUGAGGCUUGUUGGUGAUGUUGAGGAUAUGAGAGAAGUCAGUGCCUUGAUCUGUGGGGUGACCAAGAAAUGACAGUGCCUGGGAUAAUGAUACUGAGGAUGUCAGAAGAAAAUGUUCAGUGGGAUUUGAUGAGCCAAUUAUCAGAGAUGUGUAAAUGAGCAAUUUCUGUCUUCUUACGAAACAUCUUAAUAUUGUGCUGGAUUAAAGAGUAAAGCUGUAGUGUCGGAACAUUUUAAAAAGUGUUGCAUUUUUUUAAAUAUAAAGUUCAAAGAGUUAAUUUGUUUUCAGAAAUAUUUAAUAAAUUCAUUCUAAGUCUGCCUUCUGUGUGGAUUGGAGAUUUGUGUCAAGUACUAAGGUUAAACAACUAACACAUAGACAGGAGUGAGCAGUGUUUGUCGCUUCACAUCCUGUUGAGACUAUUUAAGACAUCAGUGGACAGUAUGUCUGGUGGUGCUAGCAGCCAGUAUUUCAUUCAGAGCGUUACAGAGCAAGAGUCCUCGGACGACGCAUACUUCAGCUGUACAUCUGUGGAGGAGGGGAUCCCCACAGACGGAUGUCCAAACGCUGAAAUGACCAACGGAGUUUGUAAGUGUUGCCCGCCUGAUGAUGCAGAGUAUUCCCAGGAUGCAUCACAGGUGUCGUGCGUGAAUGGCGCCUCCCCGGACAGAAUUAAACGAAGGUCGUGUACCCGGCAGAAUUCCUCGAUCCCGGGGGAGAAAUACCUGUGCCAGAAAGAUUCUAAGGGACAUGUCUCGCGGUAUGAUGUCCGUAAUUUCCAGUUUUCAUCCUCGGAUUGUUAUCGAAGUGAAUCUCCCUUUAGUCAAGAGGCAAUGGAAGAUGACGAGGGGAAAUUAUCCAACAAAAAUAACAAAUGCUCAAGCUCAGACCCUGAUGUUUCAUAUCAGCCAACUUGUGUUGUGAACUCUUGGGGACACUUUUCUCAGUGUGUCAAAAAUCGUUACAAGUAUCGGCGGAGCGACUAUUCCAGCGAGAGCGAUGAGGAACACGGUAUUCCACAAUGGCCAAACAAACCGGACAUCGUACAGCCACAGAAAAGCCAUCUACCGAGCUGUGAUCUGAAUAGCCUCACGUCGGUGUUGAAGCCAAAGGAAGUCAGCAAGAAUGAUGUCAUAAAGAAUAUUGCAUCCCGCACCAAGGAUGGCAUCAAACCUACAGUAUUCAAAGAGAAACUUGCGACAAUUCUACGCUGGUUCAAUGAAUUCAACGACAUCCAGAAAAAUACCCUGAUCAAUAGACUCCUGAAGGACUGUGACCUCCCCCAGAAUCACCUUCUGUCGGUGCGAGUGUCCUCCCAGCUCCACAAGGGAUGUCCCCCCAACUGUCAGGACAUCAUCACCUGGCUGCCCGCUACUAUAGCAACCAGGAUAAUGUCUUACUUGGACCCAGUGAGUCUGUGUCGAGCGGCUCAGGUUUGCUGGGUGUGGCGUUACAUCACAGAGGACCCAUCACUCUGGAGGAAGUUCUGCUGUCAACAAAAGUGGAGGCUCUCCAAGGCAGCAGAGCACAAACAAGUCAUCAGUCACAUGACUGGGGGCAGCAUCAUGUGGAAGAAAGUGUUCGCUGAGCGGUUUCGGCUUCGAAAUAACUGGCUGAGCGGUCGGUGUACAGUACGGACGUUUGAGGGCCACUCUCAAGGGAUCUCCUGUGUCCAGUUUGACGACACGAGAAUCGUCAGUGGAUCCUCCGAUAAAACCAUCAAGGUGUGGAACAUUCGGACUAAUGCUCAGUGGUCAGUGCAGACCCUGGUGGGACACAGCGGGACGGUCCGCUGCCUUCAUCUGGAGGGCAAACGAUUGGUCAGCGGCUCAACCGAUAAAUCCAUCAAGGUUUGGGAUUUGUCCACUCAGGAGAGCUGGUCCAGCAUCGCCUGUAAGGUGACCAUGAUUGGCCACACAGACACAGUCAGGUGUCUACAGGUUGAUGAUGACAAAGUGGUGAGUGGCUCAUAUGACAAAACGCUCAAAGUGUGGGACAUCAAGAGUGGUGAAUGCAGGAUUACUCUCAGGGGCCAUCAGGCAGCAGUGUUGUGUGUCCAUUUUAAUGACACCAAACUUGUCUCGGGAUCAUGUGACAAGACCAUCAAAGUGUGGAACUAUGAGGGAGCAUGUCUGCGGACGUUGAUGGGACAUCAGGACGCGGUGACCUGCCUCCAGUUUGACUCAACGCGCAUUGUGAGCGGCUCUUUGGACUGUACACUGAAAUUCUGGGACAUCCACAACGGGAGCUGUGUGAACACGAUCGACUGGAAGGAUGCUGAAGGUCACACUGGGGUCGUCAGGUGUCUUCAGGCCGACAGUUGGAGACUAGUCAGUGCAGCUGAUGACAAAACCAUUAAGGUUUGGAACUUGGAGACGGGAGAACGACUGGUGACCUUGAGAAAUCACACGGACGGCGUGACCUGCAUGCAGUUCAAUGACUUUAUAAUCGUGUCAGGGUCGUACGAUAAAACGGUGAAGCUGUGGGAUUUCAGCUGCUGCUAGACGUCUGCAGGAUCAGAGAAUGAUGAAUGACACCCAAUGGCUGGCUUGUUAGUGCUGGUGUUUGAUCAGCCGAUGAAGUGCUUGGAAUGUAAUGAAUUCAUUUCUUGAAUUCAGUGCUGGCACUUUUUUUUUAGUCUUUCCAAAGCAGAAUGGUACUGUUGAUAGCUUGUGUUUACUUCUUAGAGAAAGCACUUUAUACCCGAGUUGAGGCCGAGGAUUUUGGUUUGUUUUUUUUUACACAUCUACAAGGAAGAAUGGUUUCAUUUAUGUGGAUGUCCUGGAGAGUGUGUCUUAUGUGUUAGAGAGUCAGGGAUUGGUUGGAAUCAUUGAAAGUCUGUUUUAUGUCAGAUUGUUAGAGGUUUUUUGAUUGGUUGUCAUUGGCAAAGCAUCAUCCCUUUAACUGUAAGAGAGUCAUUGAUUGGAUAUGAAUUCCUUUUUCUGUUCAUGCUGCCAAUGAACAAGGGGAUAUCGGGAACAAGACAAAUUACUAUGUGUCUAUGAUGCCACCAGAACUUGUAGAUUGUUUAUUUAUUCAAUCUUUAUGAAAACUCAAUCUUAUACAAUAUUAUGUGUACUUUUUAUAUUUUGUUGUUUUGCGUGAGAGAGCUCCCGUCUGGUGAGACUGUAUCUCGGAUUUUGGAUUGAUCUCAGAAUUGUCCUGGUUUUUGUAUUUUAUACAUGUAUCUCUAUCCUGUAGGUUGUAGAGUCUGUGAGAAUAGAGAAUUUCUUUAUGGUCAUUCUUUUUAAUUUCCUGUUUUAGUUAGAAAUGGAUCUCUGUUUAUUUAUGAAUUGUAAUUUUUAGAUUUAUAGCAGAAAAUUUAAUGUUCAUUUUUAUUGCACUCAUAAAAUACCACACAGGGGUAUUAGCUUCUAAAGCAAUGCCUGUAAAAUGUAAUUUUUUUAUCAAAACAGAAUCCAGAAUGAAAAAGAGUGCUUAGUGAUAGCAGUUCUAUAAAGGGACGCCGAUUUUAGAAUGCUAGGGUUGAUUUUUUUUUUAUCGUUGUGAAGACAUUGUGUUGUGAUCUUUUUCUUUUUCUACUCAGUUUUCUCUCUGUGAUAAAUGGAUUUCAUUUUUGAACUUUGGUUGUGAUGUUUUUUUCCUGUGAUGAUUAUGUGCAUUAUAUACCUCUAGGUUGUAGUAUGUCAUGUAACCCUCCCCCCUCUCUCUCUCUCUCUCUCUCUCUCUCUCUCUCUCUGUCUCU
Messenger RNA from Magallana angulata, 4739 nucleotides. RefSeq names its product beta-TrCP-like. Gene Ontology annotation, molecular function: protein binding. The record is from RefSeq and is a predicted model, not a curated record. NCBI's taxonomy places the organism in Eukaryota, Metazoa, Mollusca, Bivalvia, Ostreida, Ostreidae. The transcript has 14 exons. Bases 1477 to 3537 code for a protein of 686 amino acids.